AUGGAAACGACGCUGGGCUCUACAGAACGCGGAUCAAGCACUUUCACAGUCUGUGUCUCGUAUCUUUUAUAUGUCGCCUAUAUUCUCGUCUCCUUACAGCACUUGCAAAUCCACUUACGUAGCUGCGAGGCGACGUUUCUGGGAAUGGGAAUCCUUCUCAACUGCUUCGGAGGCUCUGCUUCAACAUCUAAGAAGCAACCUUCCACUUCAGUAGAAUAUCUCUGCCAGCGCUUUUCUCUCGCCCAGCUUCGAAAAUCCACCAAUGGCUUCAGCGAAAGCCACUUUCUGCGCCAAGGCCAGCAUGGUCCGGUGUACAGGGGCUCCAUCUCCAUCAACGGCCAACUGAAAGAUAUUACAGUGAAGCGUCUGGGAGCCGGUUCCUCAACAGGUCUCACUCUGUACAAGAACGACGUCCUGUUUAUGUGCCAGCUCCACCACCCGAAUCUGCAGCCUCUGGUUGGAUUCUGCGAUGAUAAAAAUGAAAUGAUUGUGGUCUAUGAGCAUGCCCCAAACGGAUCACUCCGGGAUCUAUUUGGGAGCAAGCCGCCAACGUUCUCAUGGAAGAAGAGGCUGGAAAUCAGCAUCGGAGUGGCGCGUGGCUUGCACUACCUUCACGCCGGAACCAAACGCAUCAUCAUUCAUCGCAAUAUAAAAUCGGCGUGCAUUCUUUUGGGCGAGAACUGGGUUCCCAAACUCUCCUAUUUCGGGUUCUCUCUAGCAGGACCCAAGUUCUCAGCAAAGGAUAUGAAACCCCUCAGGCUGGAGUCGGUCAAGGGCCCUAAGGGACACAUAGCUCCUGAGUGCUUCGGCAGCAGUAACGUCACGUACAAAUGCGACGUUUAUUCAUUUGGAGUAGUUUUGCUAGAACUCAUUUGCGGAAAGACUUUAUAUCAAAUCAGUGAGCUUGACGGGCGUCAACUUGAGAAUACUGCAGAUUUUUUCCAUUUCACGCUGAGCUUGGUUGAGAAAGUACGUAAUUUGGCAGGAACAGUAAGAGCUGAGGGAAUUAUUGAUGAAACUUUAGUGGGACAAAUAGCAGCAGAGUGCUCGAAAUUGUACUUGGACAUUGCAGAGAGUUGCUUGAGGGAGGAUCAUAAUGAGAGGCCAGACAUGGGAGAUGUUGAAGUUCAACUUGAACGGCUAUUACAGCUGCAAGAGGAAGCAGAUUCUAGCAAUGCUUCCUUGUGA
Molecule: messenger RNA, 1188 nt
Organism: Neltuma alba
Lineage: Eukaryota; Viridiplantae; Streptophyta; Magnoliopsida; Fabales; Fabaceae
Product: receptor-like protein kinase ANXUR1
Exons: 1
Coding region: 1-1188 (395 amino acids)
Biological process (GO): protein autophosphorylation
Cellular component (GO): plasmodesma; plasma membrane
Molecular function (GO): ATP binding; transmembrane receptor protein tyrosine kinase activity
Source: RefSeq, a predicted model, not a curated record